This is a messenger RNA of Racocetra fulgida, 210 nucleotides long. The record is from the annotation of a GenBank genome assembly. Lineage: Eukaryota; Fungi; Glomeromycota; Glomeromycetes; Diversisporales; Gigasporaceae.
AAGUAGUAUGGAAACUUGCUGAUAAAUUAACCACUACAUUUCAACUAUCUGAUCCAACAAUUCAUGAACUUUUUAAGGAUUCAAAAGAAAUAAAUGAAACAGGAUUUCUUCUAAUUGCAACGUGUUAUGCAAAAGGUAUAGAAAAAUUAAACCUAAUCUAUAAUCAAGAAAUAUUAAAAACUGAGAAAAAAGACAUCAAGGGCCGAAGAA